AUGGGCAUUUUUGGAAGGAAGAAGGAGGCCGAGUUGGCCGUCGGUGCAGGGCUUGCUUCGGUUCUUCCGAGUAAUGCAAAGGGAUGGUACGUAACACCACAUCUGAUCAAGCUCAACCUCGCCCUGUUGGUUCCUUUAUUCUCAGCUUCAUCCGUGGGCUACGAUGGUCUUUACUUCCUACCUGAAUCGCCGAGAUGGCUCAUAUCUCGUGGUCGUAAAGAAGAGGCUCGCCAGAUCCUUGCCCAGUACCAUGCAGGUGGUGAUUAUGACUCACCACUUGUACUUUUCGAAGUUAAUGAGAUCGAACUUGCCGUCACCGAAGAAGCAGAGGUGCUUUCUGGAAUUUCCUGGCUGGAACUCUUCAGAACCAAAGCCAAUCGCAAACGAACACUAAUUGCAGUAAUCACUGGUUGGUUUGGACAAUGGAAUGGAGUUGGCGUCGUCAGCUAUUAUCUCACCCUCGUGCUCAACUCGAUUGGUAUAAUCAAGGCCAAAGACCAGACCUUGAUCAAUGGGCUUCUUCAAAUCUUCAACUGGCUUGCAGCAACCUUUGCAGGGGCCAUGAUGGUCGAUCGACUUGGUCGCCGAACACUCUUCUUAGCGUCUACAGCUGGUAUGCUGGCAAGUUACGUGGUCUGGACGGGCUUGACCUCCAGUUUUGUCCAUACAAAGAAUGAAGAUACUGGCCGGGCCGUCGUGGCUUUCAUCUUCAUCUAUUACUUCUUCUAUGAUAUUGCUUGGACGCCGCUAUUGCAGGCCUACCCCGUUGAGAUCUUCCCUUACACUCUUCGUGGGCGUGGUUUGUCCAUAACAUACAUUUCAUCGUUUGUCGGCCUCAUUUUGGGGAAUCAGGUCAACCCGAUCGCAAUGAAGAAGAUUGGCUGGAAAUACUAUAUUGUAUUCUGUUGUCUGUUGGCUGUUCUUCUCGUCAUCAUCUGGUUUCUCUUCCCGGAAACCAAAGGUCAUACCCUUGAGGAGAUCCGGGAGAUUUUUGAGGGUAAGCUUGGGUAUCAAGCCGACAAAACAGAUCAAGAAGAGACAGAGAAAGCCCUGGAUGAGGCUCAGAAGACUGGAGUUGAUGGGCGCAAGGAUGCCAAUGCCUACCAUGCUGAACUUGUCUGA
This is a messenger RNA of Phaeoacremonium minimum UCRPA7, 1122 nucleotides long. Its product is annotated as putative lactose permease protein. Bases 1 to 1122 code for a protein of 373 amino acids. Gene Ontology annotation, cellular component: membrane. Gene Ontology annotation, molecular function: carbohydrate:proton symporter activity. The transcript is spliced from 4 exons. Lineage: Eukaryota; Fungi; Ascomycota; Sordariomycetes; Togniniales; Togniniaceae. The record is from RefSeq and is a predicted model, not a curated record. Gene Ontology annotation, biological process: transmembrane transport; carbohydrate transport.